AAUAAACAACGCAACACAAUGUUGUGCAAGAAGUGUUUCGAUUUUUGGAUGCUCGUCCGCACCCACUGCCGAACCGCUGCACGCUAAUCACAUUUACUCUGCCUGCACACAAUUGUCAGCUCCAGCCCCACUCCGGCCAAUCUCUCUCUCUCUCCCGUCGCCGUUCUUCUGCUCCACCCACUGCAACCCCAAACCAUUCUUAGCAACAAAUGAGAAUCGACUUUAGCUGAGAAAAGAAGCUUGAUUUCUCCGGUCCUCACUUUUCUCAUCCUCGUUAAUGGCGGUCGAGCCGCCGUCGGUUGAGAUCCUCCCAUGGCUGAAGUCUCUUCCGGCAGCGCCGGAGUACCGCCCGACCCUCUCGGAGUUCCAGGAUCCAAUCGCCUACAUCCUCAAGAUCGAGAAGGAGGCCUCUGCCUACGGCAUCUGCAAGAUCGUUCCCCCGCUACCCGCUGCCCCUAAGAAGACCGCCUUUGCCAACCUUAACAAAUCCUUUGCUGCCCGCCUACCCAACUCUAGCACUUCGCCUAGCCCAAACCCUAGUCCCAACUCUAACUCCAAGCGCUCUCCGAUUUUCUCCACCCGCCACCAGCAGAUCGGCUUCUGCCCCCGCCGCCCCCGCCCCGUCCAGAAGCCUGUUUGGCAGAGCGGUGACUGCUACACUCUCUCCCAGUUCGAGGCUAAGGCCAAGCUUUUCGAGCUCUCCUACCUCUCGAAGACGGCCCCCGCUACUGCUGCUGCUGCUGCCGCCGCCGCCUCUGGCGCUUUCUCUCUAAAGAAGAAGAAGAAAAAGCAUAUGAACCGGCAGAAAAGGAGUAGCAAGUUGUCUUCUUCAUCUCUAUCAGCGCUUGAGUUAGAAACCCUUUACUGGAAGGCCUGUGCUGACAAGCCCUUUUCUGUGGAAUACGCCAAUGACAUACCGGGCUCGGGCUUUCCGCCCAUUGGCAGCACCACAGGGAAGCGAUGGAGGGAGGAAGAGGCAGCAAGCAAUGUAGGGGAGACUGCCUGGAAUAUGAGGGGAGUGUCGAGAGCCAAGGGCUCGCUUCUGAGAUUCAUGAAGGAAGAGAUUCCUGGCGUGACCUCCCCUAUGGUCUAUGUGGCCAUGAUGUUUAGUUGGUUUGCCUGGCAUGUGGAGGAUCAUGAGCUACAUAGCAUGAAUUACCUGCAUUUGGGCGCUGGAAAGACCUGGUAUGGGGUGCCAAGAGAUGCUGCUCUUGCAUUUGAGGACAUUGUAAGGAUUCACGGAUACUGCGGAGAAGUCAAUCCCUUGAUGACAUUUACUAUACUUGGAGAGAAAACCACUGUUAUGUCUCCUGAAGUGCUUAUUGAUGCUGGCAUUCCAUGCUGCAGAUUAGUUCAAAAUGCUGGAGAGUUUGUUGUCACUUUCCCUGGAUCUUAUCAUUGUGGAUUUAGCCAUGGAUUUAAUUGUGGCGAGGCAGCAAAUAUUGCCACGCCUGGAUGGUUACGAGUAGCAAAAGAGGCUGCAAUUCGGAGGGCAUCCACUAAUUAUCCUCCAAUGGUGUCUCAUUAUCAAUUGCUCUAUGCUCUGGCACUUUCAUUGUGUUCAAGGAUGCCUAUGUGUGGAAAUAAUGAGCCAAGGAGUUCAAGACUAAAAGAUAAGAUACGAGGUGAAGGAGAACUGAUGAUUAAAAAAACUUUUGUUCAAAGUGUUGUUGAGACUAAUGGCCUUUUAAGCUCUCUGCUUGAGAAGGGAUCUUCUUGCAUAGUUCUUCCGCGUGAUACAUCAGAUAGUCCUUUAUCAUCAAAUUUGCUUGUCAGAUCUCAAGUAAAGGUUAAACCCAGAUUAUCACUUGGGUUGUGCAGCCGGGAGGAAGCACUGAAAGCAUCUAGAACUUUGCCUUCUGAUGAUGUCAUGUUAGACAGGAACACUGGAAUGAAACAUUUAAGUGGUUUUGGUUCUCUGAAAGGAAACUCUGUCGCUGUAUACCACAGAAAGAAGCAUGCUGCAACCUCAAAUAACAAAUCUGUGACUACUGAGGUUGCAUCUUCCAUGCUAGAGUUGCGGAAUUUAAAAGAGGAAAAAGAAAGCAAUCUUGAAGCUGAUGGGUUGUUGGAUCAGGGACUUCUAUCAUGUGUCACAUGUGGAAUAUUAAGCUUUGCCUGUGUGGCUGUUGUUGAACCAAGAGAAGCUGCGGCUAGAUAUCUAACUUCUGCUGGCUGUUGCUCUCUUAUUGACCAGGGUUUUUGUUCUGGAGAAAUUACUGAUGUAGCCCAUGACACAAAAUUGCAGGGUGGCAAUGGCUGUUUAGGACGAAUUGAUGGGGAUGUGAAGGAAAGAUUUGCCGAAGAUACGGACCAUUCUAGUAGAUAUUCAACCUUUGUCUCACAUCCUAUUGAAGUGGGUUCUGAAAUUUCCGAACAGAAUGGCAUCUCUGCUCUAGAUCUCUUAGCUUCUGCUUAUGGAGGCGAGUCAUCAGAUUCUGAUGUUGAACGACUUCCAAAUGAAAUGUCAUAUAAACUAGAUAAUGAUCGUGUUGCAACUAAGCACCCAGAUCUAUGGUUUGGUAAGGUUCCUUUUGCAGAAGUUGAACAAGAGUUGGUUGGUGCAAAGUGCCAUAAUGUGGUACCUGCUGAGAAUUCUCUCUGCACUACUUCUAAUGACCCAAAUAAUCUUAGAAGUGAGAUUGCUGAUGAUAGAUGUCUCCUGAAAUUGGAGUCUUCCAGAUGUUGCAAGCCAGAACAAAAAAAAUCAUUGGUGCUACAUAGUAUAGAGGAUGGUGGGCAAGUGCCAACUUCAAGCAAUUCAAUUUGGCCUCUGGAAGGGCCUAUCCAUUCUAGCAGUAAGGACGCGACACCUAGUUCUGAUGAUUUUUCUGUGUGUGUUGCUCCCUCCUAUGGAAUAGAUGUACCGUGUGAAAAUUCCAACGGAGCAGCUCAUUUAAUAAGUUAUCACUCUGACAUGAAAAAGGCUGCAGUAGAAGCUAUGCAGAGAUCUGACAAAGAUUCUUCUAGAAUGCAUGUCUUCUGCCUUCAACAUGCUAUGGAGGUUGAAAAGAAACUCUGCUCAGUUGGUGGCGUCCAUAUUAUGCUAUUAUGUCAUCCAGAUUAUCCUAAAAUCGAAGCUGAGGCAAAGGCAUUGGCUGAGGAAUUGGGAAUUAGUUAUGCGUGGAACAAGAUUGAUUUCAGAGAAGCCGCUGAAAAGGAUCAUGAAAAAAUUCAAGCAGCCCUGAAGGAUGAGGAGAGCAUACCCACUAAUAGCGACUGGGCAGUCAAACUCGGCAUCAAUCUGUAUUAUAGCGCCAGUCUUAGCAAAUCUCCACUCUAUAGCAAACAGAUGCCAUACAAUGCAGUCAUUUACAAGUCAUUCAGCUGCAAUUCUCCAAACAGUUCUUCAGGGAAAACAAAGAAUUCUGGAAGGAAACCAGGUCGGCAAAAGAAAAUAGUUGUUGCUGGUAAGUGGUGCGGGAAAGUUUGGAUGUCAAAUCAAGUCCAUCCUUAUUUGGCUGAACGUAAGGAUUCUCAAGAUGAAGAGGCAGAGGAAGGACCCUUUAUGCGUGGUGGUAUUACUAAUCCAAAUUCUGUCAUUGGACCAGAAUCCAAGGGGAGUUAUGCGAAUGAUAGUAGCAGUAUUUCAAGAGAACCCAAAAAGAGGAAGAAGAAACCAAUGCAGAAGUCGAAUGAAAAGAGACAGAGAUUAAACAAAUCAAAUAACUUCUUAAAGGCCAUUGAAGAUGAUGAUAAAAUUUCUCAGAAAAACAAAGGUAGGAUUCUUCGAAGCAGUCAUAGUAGAUUGAAACAUAAAGAUGAAACUGAAGGAGGGCCAAGCUCUCGUCUCAGAAAACGACCAAUGAAAUUUGAUGAAACCAAAAUUGUUAAACCAUGCUUCAAAAAGCCAAAUGAGAGUAGAACUAAGGGAGGCCAGCCUCCCAAGUCAAAUGAUGAUGAGGGAGAGUACACCUGUGAUAUUGAUGGCUGCUCUUUGAGCUUUGGCACAAAGCAAGAACUGUCAUUGCACAAGCGGGACAUCUGCCCUGUUAAAGGGUGUGGGAAAAAAUUAUUCUCACACAAGUACAUGAUGCAACAUCGCAAAGUCCACAUGGAUGACCGUCCACUCGAGUGUCCAUGGAAGGGUUGCAAGAUGACAUUCAAGUGGGCAUGGGCUCGGACCGAGCACAUACGAGUUCACACUGGCGACCGUCCCUACAUUUGCCGCGAACCAGGAUGCGGUCAAACAUUCCGAUUUGUAUCAGACUUUAGUCGUCACAAGAGGAAGACUAAUCAUUCGGCUAAGAAGUCGCGACGGAGUUGAAUAAUGGUGGUCCUUACUGCUUUUCUGAAGCAGCGAUUAAGAAGCUUGUAAUUAGUUUUAGUUUAGCUGCCAUUGGGAGGAAACCUAGAAAUGCUAGAUAUCUACUCACCCCAUCCUCAGUAGAUUAUCCCAUCCCAAUUCUUGAUUUCUAGCUCUUCACUCUGUGCAUCAAUGGAAGGCUAGUCAUUCAGUAAGGAGUCCCGACAGUUUCACUGUUGGUGCUUUCCUGAAGCACUUGGUAAGAGGCUUUAUUGUAAUUAAUUCUAAUUUAGCUUUCAUUGGUAGGAAACACGGGAAUCCAUCCAUGCCUUGCCUGGGCCUUUAUUGGUUCUUUCUGAUUCUUGAUUUCCAGCUCUUCAGCUGGGGAGUGCUCGUGGUUGCAAUAGAAAUGAACCAUUGCAGGAAACCAGAAUGUCCUAAUUGAAAGCGUAGAACUUCUGGUCUUGUUACUGAAACGGGUGGCAAUUGUUUGUUGGCCAGCCUGAGCUUUUUAAUUUUUUUUCUGGAAUUUAUUGAAGCUGGUAGCCUGCUUCAGGCUUUAAAUGGAUGAAAAGUUUAGUGGGGUUAUAGACUGAAUUGUUUUGUUGUCAACAUUUUGCCCUGCAUGUUAACAUGCUGUAUGUAUAUUCAUUUUUAAAGAUUUAGAACUUUCCAAUUAUCCAGAUAAGGAAUGGUGCUGCAAAGCUGGGACAUUCUUGGCUUUCCUGCUGCAAGAAAUCA
Dendrobium catenatum is the source of this 4987-nucleotide messenger RNA. Its product is annotated as lysine-specific demethylase JMJ705. The transcript has 7 exons. The coding region runs from base 278 to 4267 and encodes 1329 amino acids. Gene Ontology annotation, molecular function: histone H3K4me/H3K4me2/H3K4me3 demethylase activity. The record is from RefSeq and is a predicted model, not a curated record. Gene Ontology annotation, cellular component: nucleus. NCBI's taxonomy places the organism in Eukaryota, Viridiplantae, Streptophyta, Magnoliopsida, Asparagales, Orchidaceae. Gene Ontology annotation, biological process: chromatin remodeling.